UUUUUUGGCGCGUGCUUUCUUCUUCGUUGUUUUGGUUUAGGCUCAGAAAUCACAAAAAACGGAAGAUUUCCAUUAAAUUUGGGUAUUAAAUUCGAUUCCCGGCGCGAUAAGAACAAACUCAAGUCGUUUGCAACUUCCGUCGUUGUUGCCGAUAGGAAAGAACGCCUUUCCGGUCGUGUAAAGCGUGAAAAACUGCAACUACGAAUCCACAAAAGACUAGAGUGAAACCACGAAAAAGGAUUCUACCUUUUUCUUGUCCUUUGGCUAAAAAGGAAGCUCGCUAAGCAAUAAACCUACUUUCGAGCAACCCCAGAGAGUACAAAAAGCAGGAUUCAAUAGCCGUACUGGGAUAAAUCGUAGCGGAAGAAAAAGUAGUUUACCGCAAACCUCGGAGUCACCGAACUCGUCCUGCGAUUCAACAAAACAUUCCUAAUUUUCGACGAACAUUAGGAAAAUGGGCUUCGUACAACGGGCACUGUUCACUUGGUUCAUCCUGGGAGUGUUUCUAGCGGUGCUAUGCUUUCGACUGGAGAACCGCAUCUACUGGAAUUGGUUUCUCGUCUUCAUCCCGCUGUGGCUGUACGAUGCCAUACUGAUUACCUGGGCCGUGAUUGAGAUCGUACAGAGACAGCACGCAAACCGGCUCGUUCUGCUGCAGCACUAUAAGUAUUACGGGUUCGGGAUUCUGCUGAAAAUACUGUCCCAGAUUGGCAUCUGCCUGAAGCUCGAGUACAAAUGGAUACCGAUGUACGCGAUGAUGAUACCGAUCUGGAUGCUGCUCCUGAUGCUGAUCGCAUUCGUCGGGACCCAUUUACAGCCAAAAGCGCGCCCCAUCGGUUCGAACCGCAGUAACCGCCAGUCGGCUGCCGUCUCUUCCUGAGGGUAUUUGAAACUUCGCGUUUGCGAGUUUGAACCGAGCGCAGAUGAGUGAUGAUGGCAAGUGCUCAUCGUAAACUAUGCGAGGAUACGCGGUAUCGCUCCUAUGGAUGGCGGAUACCCGUACGAAACCGUUAAGUGAAUAGCUAACAAACGUACUCGCUGCUUUAUAGCUGAUAGCGAAAAGGAGCUUGCAGCAUGAAUUGUAGGCAAGAGCCCACAUGUUAGCUUAUAGGAAAAUCUAACUAUAAUAUUAUACCCGUAAGCUAAAAACCUAAUAAACACCAAAACUACGAAUAAU
Molecule: messenger RNA, 1177 nt
Organism: Anopheles darlingi
Lineage: Eukaryota; Metazoa; Arthropoda; Insecta; Diptera; Culicidae
Product: transmembrane protein 60
Exons: 1
Coding region: 455-880 (141 amino acids)
Source: RefSeq, a predicted model, not a curated record